AUGGCCCUAGACCAUUCUGCAGAGCAGGCUUUCCUUCACCGAAUGAUCCAAUGUGCUACAGCCAAAGUGGACAAAAAUGUCACAGAAGAGACAGUUAAGAUGUUGUUUUCAAAUAUUGAAGAUAUUCUUGCAGUUCACAAAAACUUCCUGUCCCUGGUGGAGGAGUGCUUACAGCCAGAACCUAAUGCGCAGCAUGAAGUUGGAACCUGCUUUCUUCAUUAUAAAGAGAAAUUCCGUAUCUAUGAUGAAUACUGCAGUAAUCACGAGAAGGCACAGAAAGUUCUGCUUGAUCUUAACAAAAUAAGGACAGUCCGGACGUUUCUUUUGAACUGUAUGCUCCUUGGAGGACGCAAGAACACAGAUGUACCAUUGGAGGGGUAUCUAGUAACGCCGAUACAGAGGAUAUGCAAGUAUCCCCUUCUUUUGAAGGAAUUACUGAAGCGGACUCCAAGGAAGCACAGUGACUAUGCGGCACUAAUGGAAGCCCUCCAGGCCAUGAAAGCUGUCUGUUCCAACAUAAAUGAAGCCAAGAGGCAAAUGGAAAAACUAGAGUUUUUGGAAGAAUGGCAGUCUCAUGUUGAAGGGUGGGAGGGGUCCAACAUCACAGACACGUGCACAGAAAUGCUGCGAAGUGGACUACUACUGAAAAUUUCAGCAGUUUUGGUCUACUGCAAAAAAAAGCACAGGCGGCUGAAGAACAGCAAAGCAUCUACAGAUGGCCAUCGUUACCUUUUUCGGGGCAGAAUAAACACAGAAGUGAUGGAAGUAGAGAAUGUGGAUGAUGGAACGGCUGACUAUCACAGCAGUGGCCACACUGUUAUUAAUAGCUGAAAGAUCCACAACACCGCAAAGAACAAAUGGUUUGUAUGCAUGGCAAAAACCCCUGAGGAGAAGCAAGAAUGGCUGGAAGCUAUUUUGAAAGAGCGAGAGAGAAGAAAAGGUUUAAAAUUGGGCAUGGAACAGGACACUUGGGUGAUGAUCUCUGAGCAAGGAGAAAGACUGUACAAAAUGAUGUGCAAACAAGGGAAUCUCAUCAAAGACAGGAAGAAGAAAUUGACCACUUUCCCCAAAUGCUUUCUUGGAAGUGAAUUUGUGUCCUGGUUGCUGGAAAUUGGAGAGAUACACAAAUCUGAAGAAGGUGUUCAUCUUGGUCAAGCUUUACUAGAGAAUGGCAUUAUCCAUCAUGUUACAGAUAAGCACCAGUUCAAACCUGAACACAUGCUGUACAGAUUCCGAUAUGACGAUGGAACAUACUACCCCAGAAAUGAGAUGCAGGAUGUGAUCUCUAAGGGUGUACGACUGUACUGUCGCCUUCACAGUCUGUUUACCCCAGUAAUUAGGGAUAAAGAUUAUCAUCUGAGAACCUACAAAUCUGUAGUCAUGGCUAACAAACUCAUAGACUGGUUGAUUGCCCAGGGGGAUUGCCGGACGAGGGAAGAAGCUAUGAUAUUCGGUGUAGCUCUUUGUGAUAAUGGGUUUAUGCACCAUGUGUUAGAGAAAAGCGAAUUUAAAGAUGAACCACUGCUGUUCCGUUUUUAUGCGGAUGAAGAAAUGGAAGGGUCAAAUAUGAAGCACAGACUCAUGAAACAUGAUCUGAAAGUAGUUGAAAAUGUCAUAGCCAAGUCAUUGCUGAUUAAAUCUAAUGAAUGCACUUACGGGUUUGGUUUAGAAGAUAAAAAUAAAGUGCCAAUUAUUAAAGUGGUGGAGAAAGGAUCAAAUGCUGAGAUGGCAGGCUUGGAAGUUGGGAAAAAAAUCUUUGCCAUUAACGGUGACCUGGUUUUUCUGCGACCCUUCAGUGAAGUGGAUUGUUUCUUAAAAGCAUGUUUAAACAGCAGAAAGCCCCUGCGGGUUCUUGUGAGCACUAAACCACGGGAGACAGUGAAGAUUCCUGACUCUGCAGAUGGACUCGGAUUCCAAAUCCGGGGCUUUGGCCCAUCAGUUGUUCAUGCUGUUGGGAGAGGAACGGUGGCAGCUGCAGCAGGUCUCCACCCUGGCCAAUGCAUAAUCAAAGUGAAUGGAAUUAAUGUCAGCAAAGAGACUCAUGCAAGUGUUAUCGCUCAUGUCACGGCGUGCAGGAAGUACAGGCGGCCCAUGCAGCAAGAUUCUAUACAGUGGGUUUACAACACCAUUGAAAGUGCACAGGAGGAUCUUCAGAAAACAAACACCAAGCCCUCCGGAGAUGAUGGAGGAGAUGCCUUUGACUGCAAAGUGGAAGAGGUAAUUGACAAAUUUAACACUAUGGCAAUAAUUGACGGGAAGAAAGAUCAUGUGAGUCUGACUGUUGACAACGUUCAUCUGGAGUAUGGAGUGGUUUAUGAGUAUGACAGCACAGCUGGAAUAAAGUGCCAUGUGUUAGAAAAAAUGAUUGAACCCAAGGGAUUUUUCAGCUUGACUGCAAAGAUUCUUGAAGCGUUGGCAAAAAGUGAUGAACAUUUUGUGCAGAAUUGCAACAGCCUCAAUUCCUUAAAUGAAGUGAUCCCCACUGAGCUUCAGAGUAAAUUCAGUGUCAUUUGCAGUGAGAAAAUUGAACAUAUCUACCGAAGAAUAUCUAGUUAUAAAAAGUUUUCAAGAGUAUUAAAAAACAGAGCUUGGCCUACCUUCAAACAAGCUAAGUCAAAGAUUUCACCACUUCACAGCAGUGAUUUCUGUCCAACCAACUGCCAUAUCAAUGUGAUGGAAGUGUCUUACCCUAAAACCUCAACUUCCCUCGGUAGUGCCUUUGGUGUACAGUUAGACAGCAGAAAACAUUCUUCCCAUGAAAAGGAAAAUAAGAACACUGAUCAAGGUAAACUGAAUCCCAUGAUAUAUGUCCAACAUACCAUUACUACUAUGGCUGCCCCUUCAGGACAGUCUCUGGGCCAGCAAGAGGGCCACGGUCUGAGGUACCUCUUAAAAGAAGAAGAUUUAGAAACACAAGAUGUCUAUCAAAAAUUGCUGCUCAAAUUACAGGCUGCACUGAAAGAGGUGGAAACGUGUGUCUGUCAAAUAGAUGACCUUCUUUCUUCAAUAACAUAUUCUCCCAAAUCAGAACGUAAAACGCCUGAGCCUUUAAUACCGGCAGACAGUGAUAAUGAAAAGGGGGAAAGGAAUGGGAAGAAAGUUUGUUUCAGCGUGACAGGUGAUGAACAAGAAGAUUCUGGUCAUGAUACCAUCAGCAACAGGGAUUCAUACAGCGAUUGCAACAGCAAUAGAAACUCCAUUGCCUCAUUCACCAGCAUUUGUAGCAGUCAGUGCAGUUCUUAUUUUCACAGUGAUGAAAUGGAUUCAGGUGAUGAGCUUCCCAUAAGUGUUCAAAUCUCUCAUGAUAAACAGGACAAGCUCCAUAGCUGUUUGGAACAUCUUUUUGGUCAAGUCGAUUCAAUUGUCAGUCUUCUGAAGGGACCAGCUGUGAUGAGGGCCUUUGAGCAGACAAAAUACUUUACACCAGGUCGAAGCCUCCAAGAAUUUCAGCAGAAAAUAGAACCGAAGCUUAACUGUCCGAAGAGGCUACGACUCCACAUCAAGCAAGACCCUUGGAACCUCCCCAGCAGUGUCCGGAGCCUUGCCCAGAAUAUCAGAAAAUUUGUUGAAGAGGUGAAGGCACGAAUACUCUUGGCACUUCUUGAGUAUACAGACAGCGAGAUACAACUGAGGCGAGACAUGGUCUUCUGUCAGAGCCUGGUGGCCACAGUCUGUGCUUUUUCAGAGCAACUAAUGGUGGCCUUAAAUCAAAUGUUUGACAACAACAAAGAAUAUGAAAUGGAGACGAUGGAGGCCAGCAGAAGGUGGUUGGAACAGAUAGCCAGUGCAGGUCUUCUCCUUCAUUUCCAGUCCCUGCUCUCACCUAACCUGGCUGAUGAGCAAGCCAUGCUAGAAGAUACGUUGGUUGCACUGUUUGACUUGGAAAAAGUUACUUUUUACUUUAGACAAUCAGAGCCAGAACCACUAGUUGCCAAUGUACCAAUCACAUACCAAGCAGAAGGAAGCCGGCAAACCCUGAAGGUUUACUUCUACCUGGAUAGUUACCAUUUUGAACAGCUUCCUCAAAGGCUGAAGAAUGGAGGGGGAUUUAAAAUCCACCCGGUACUUUUUUCACAAGCACUGGAGAGCAUGGAAGGAUAUUAUUACAGAGACAGUGUCUCGGUAGAAGAAUUUCAAGCUCAGAUUAACGCAGCCUCACUCGAAAAAGUCAAGCAGUAUAACCAGAAACUACGGGCAUUCUACCUGGACAAGUCAAACUUGCCUACAAAUUCAACAUCUAAAGCAGCUUAUAUAGAUAAGCUGAUGAGGCCUCUCAAUUGCUCGGAUGAACUUUACCGACUGAUAGGGUCCUUUAUCCGAUCCAAGCGCACCGCCGCCUGCGCAUACACGGCGUGCAGUGCUUCCGGAGUUGGAUUGCUUUCAGUCUCUUCCGAACUCUGUAGCAGGCUUGGAGCUUGUCACAUCAUCAUGUGCAACAGUGGAGUUCACCGCUGCACUCUGAGCGUUACCCUGGAGCAGGCGAUCAUCCUGGCUCGGAGCCACGGGCUACCUCCUCGCUAUAUCAUGCAAGCCACAGAUGUCAUGCGCAAACAGGGUGCGAGAGUACAAAACACAGGCAAGAAUUUAGGAGUGAGGGAUCGAACGCCACAGUCUGUCCCAAGAUUGUACAAGCUAUGCCAGCCACCACCAGCUGUUGGAGAAGAAUGA
Molecule: messenger RNA, 4668 nt
Organism: Opisthocomus hoazin
Lineage: Eukaryota; Metazoa; Chordata; Aves; Opisthocomiformes; Opisthocomidae
Source: RefSeq, a predicted model, not a curated record